AUGCAGCACGAUCUAGAAGCCCAGAGAUACAUCGACGACCAACUUAUUGUAAGACGUGCACAAGCUAGAGAAGAGGAAGAAGCAGAAAAAGAGCAUGAAAAGCGAAUCCGCGAGAAGAUAGAGACUGAGCGAACCCGGAAGGAGGCCGAAGAGGCCGAACGUCGAGAGUACGAAGCUAAAUUAAAGAAGCAAGCAGUCGACGAAUACAACAGGAUUGAAGCGGAAAAAAAACAAAAGGAAAAGAAGGACAAAGAAAAAGCAGACAGGGAGUUCGAAGAACGUGCUAGGGCGACGCUUGCAAAGUCUGGUUAUACCGACGAUCAAAUCACAUCCAUACUCAAGGGAGAAGAGAAGCCGAAGUCUCAUGCUCAUCCAGCCAUAAAGCCUACGUUUAUCAAGGUCUCUUCCCUACAUAUCUCACCGGAAACAUUAGAUUUUUUCCAUAUACCAUGGGAAUGGGAUGAUCGUGACAAGGAAUUCAUUCUUAUCAAACGCUGGAUUACAGACGAUGAGCAGGAGGAGCUCUUCGAGCACACAAAAGCACUACGUCAUGGGCAAAAACUUCUGAUUGCCCCCGCUCCCCCACAGCCACAAGUGGGUGUCAGAGUUCGGGAUCGGGAUGAAAUGUAUUUGGUUCGAACACGGAAGAAGUCGCCACGGCGAGCGAGUGGUUGGGGACUGUGGUAA
This is a messenger RNA of Histoplasma mississippiense, 687 nucleotides long. RefSeq lists its product with no specific name. The coding region runs from base 1 to 687 and encodes 228 amino acids. The record is from RefSeq and is a predicted model, not a curated record. NCBI's taxonomy places the organism in Eukaryota, Fungi, Ascomycota, Eurotiomycetes, Onygenales, Ajellomycetaceae. The transcript is spliced from 3 exons.